UCCAUCCACUUUUCUAUCCACCCCACAAGCAUUGGGCACAAUGAAGUGGGUAACCUUUAUUUCCCUUCUCUUCCUUUUCAGCUCUGCUUAUUCCAGGGGUGUGUUUCGUCGAGAAGCACACAAGAGUGAGAUUGCUCAUCGAUUUACAGAUUUGGGAGAAGGACAUUUCAAAGGCCUGCCGACCUGGCCAAGUACAUUUGUGAGAAUCAAGAGACAAUCUCCAGUAAGCUGCAGGAGUGCUGUGCAAAGCCCGUGCUGGCAAAAUCCCACUGCAUUGCGGAGAUCCAAAGAGACGAAAUACCUGCGGACUUGCCUGCAUUAACUGCUGUCUUUGUUGAAGAUAAAGAUGUCUGCAAACACUACGCUGAAUCAAAAGAUGUCUUCCUGGGCACAUUCUUGUAUGAGUACUCAAGAAGGCACCCAGAGUUCUCUACUGGAAUGCUGCUGCGACUUGCCAAGAGCUAUGAAGCCACCCUGGAGAAGUGCUGCGCCGAAGCCGAUCCUCACGCGUGCUACGCCAAAGUGUUUGAUGAGCUUCAGCCUCUGAUAGAUGAGCCUAAGAAUUUAGUCCAACAGAACUGUGAACUUUAUGAGAAACUUGGAGAGUAUGGAUUCCAAAAUGC
Chinchilla lanigera (long-tailed chinchilla) is the source of this 623-nucleotide messenger RNA. It is a transcript of the gene Alb, whose product is annotated as albumin. The record is from RefSeq and is a predicted model, not a curated record. NCBI's taxonomy places the organism in Eukaryota, Metazoa, Chordata, Mammalia, Rodentia, Chinchillidae. Gene Ontology annotation, cellular component: cytoplasm; blood microparticle. Gene Ontology annotation, biological process: transport.